AUGGCAAUCACGAUUGAUUCUCCAUUUCAGUACUUAUUUUUCCCCAUCUGCAUAAUACUUCUUGUUGGGAUUCUUUCCUUUAUCAAGAAGAGUGCAAAUUCCAAGAAAAAAAUUCCAUUGCCACCGAGCCCCACAGCGCUGCCGGUGAUCGGCCAUUUGCAUUUGCUAAGCUCCACCUUGCACAUUUCCUUCAAGAAUUUAUCUUCUAAAUAUGGGCCUUUUAUGCUUAUUCGUGCGGGUUCAACCACUUCAUAUGUUGUCUCGAAUGGUGCCAUAGCCAAGGAAGUGUUUAAAACUCAUGAUAUUAAAUUCGCGGCCAGGCCGGAAUUUGGUUCCUCGGAUUACCAAAUAUACAAGGAUACAUUGUUUUCUACUUUCGAUUAUGGGAAAUAUUGGAUUUUCUUGAAGAAAAUAUGCAUGAUGGAAAUUCUUUCGACGCAGCAGAUUAAUCGGUUUGCUGAUAUUAGAAGAGAAGAGAUGAUGGAUCUAUUGAGAAUUUUUGUGAAGAAAGCGGAGGAGGGAGAGGGAUGUGACACGGGAGUGGAAUUUAUGGCGAUGACAAACAAUUUGAUCUCAAGAAUGACGAUGAGCACGAGGUGUUCGACGAAUGCGGAUGAGACUUCAGAGAUAAGGGAAGUGGCCAAGGGAAUAACACUUAUUUCAGGGUUGUUAAGUUUAGGAGAAGCAUUUACUUUGUUGAAAAAGUAUGAUGUGUUUGGGGCAGGAAGAAAGGUGAAAGCCCUUUUGCUCCGAUUCGAUGCUUUAAUGGAUCGGAUAAUAUCGAAACACAAGAUGGAGAUUCAAGGUGGAAAACGAGAGAAGGAUAUGAUGGAUAUUCUCUUAAGGAUUUCGGAAGAUAGAACUUCUGAUGUGAAGCUUACUAAAGCUGGUAUCAAGGGCCUUUUUCUGGAUCUUUUCUUGGGAGGUACAGAUACAACAAGUGUGGCUUUACAAUGGGCACUGGCAGAACUCCUUAACCAUCCAGAGGCCUUAAAGAAACUUCAGGAUGAGAUCGACAAAACUGUGGGGUUAAACAGGCUAGUCGAGGAAUCAGAUGUCCCAAAUCUUCCUUACUUGCAUGCCGUUAUAAAAGAAACUCUUCGACUACACCCUUCGUUGCCCUUGGUCUUCCGAAAAUGCAGGGAGGACUGCAAGAUCAACGAAUUUGUGCCAGAGAGGUUCUUGAUCAAUGCUAUAAACGCGAUCGACCAUGAUGAUCCCGAGGACAUGAAAGGCCAGAAUUUCAGCUACGUGCCAUUUGGAGGUGGACGUAGAGGUUGCCCGGGAGCUGGUCUAGCUACAUCAGUGUUGCAUAUAACACUUGCAGCAGUAAUCCAUUGCUUUGAUUGGAAAAUAAAAGGAGCUGAUAAGGUUAAUAUGGAAGAAGGAGCAGGAUUCUCAGCAGCAAUGGUUCAUCCUUUGGUUUGUUAUCCUAUUUUACGCGUUAAUCCUUCGGUUAUUGCAAUUUAG
Molecule: messenger RNA, 1470 nt
Organism: Fraxinus pennsylvanica
Lineage: Eukaryota; Viridiplantae; Streptophyta; Magnoliopsida; Lamiales; Oleaceae
Source: the annotation of a GenBank genome assembly